UUUCGUUUUACAAAUACAGAGUCACCCUAUGUUUAAACAUGGCUGAAGAUAUGUUGAAACUCCUGUGCAGUACAGCCAAACUUGAUCGGGACAGAGGUUUACAGCAGCUACAAGAAUUUCUUCAAAAACAAAAUGCCGAAGAUGUCAGAGAAUUUGAAAAUAACCUUGUUGAUUUGAUGUCACACGAUGAAAGUACGUGGGAAAAGAAGCAUGGGUCACUUAUGGCCUCAAAGACUGUCAUGGACAGUCAACACUUUUCAACUGAAUUUGGGGAUCGAGUUCUCCAUAACUCCCUCCAUCUCUUGGAAGACAAGGAGUAUCGUGUGAGAAUAUCGGCAGGUGAAGUGAUUGGCUCGUUAUGCAGAACAACAGGUGCAGGCAUUUUCAAACAGGCCCGAGAGAAAAUCUUAAGUGGGAUACGGGAGAACCUGGAAAGGCAGCCACUAGAUGGAGACACUGGAGAUGAUCGAUGUCAGCAGGAGAAGCUGAUGGAGAAGCUGAUGCCGGCAUCCCCACCCACAUCCCCACCUUUAUCUCCACCCUUAUCCCCACCCGUAUCCCCACUCCCGGCUGGGCAGCAACGAAGGAGAAACAGUGCUGAACAGAUCUUCCAUGACACAGCAGGAUGGAAGUCCUUAGAGACAUGGAUGAAAUGUCUGCAGGCAGCUAUAGAAGGCUGUGGCCCGAGCUUCAACACCUUUGUGGAUCAGGAACUACUGGAUCUCAUCUUUGCUGCCAUCGUACACACCAACCGUUUUGUGCGUGAAACCGGCUACUAUGUGUGCUCAUCUCUCAUAGACUCUGGUCCUAAAAGUUCCAAAGAGGAUGAGGGACAGGAAGAAGAUAAUGCCAUCUAUCGCCAUGGCGGUCAGUUUUCAGAGUACUUGGGGAAGGGCCUUGCUGAUAACUGGAGCCAGGUGAGACUGGCUAGCUCUGUGACGACGCGGAAGUUCCUGAUGAAACUGUUACCUGAGGAGUGUAGGGAGAAGUUCUACCCCUGCCUUCUGCCCCGCAUGUGCCUCAACAGGUACUACGUGGCCGAGGGCGUGCGGAUAUACUCACAGGAGACGUGGAAGCUGAUCACACAUGGAGUGGGCAAAUCACUGGUGGAGAAAUACAUCAAGAAUGUGGUGGAGUUCUACAUCGCCCAAACUGAGGCUGACAAUCAUGCUGUGCGAGAGGCUGCCUGUGCUUGUAUUGCAGAACUUGGCUCGAAGGUUGAGAAGACAGCAGUAAGCCCCAAUAUCUCCCAGCUCCUGUCUGCACUGGUGGUGUGCUUCAACGAUGACAGCUGGCCGGUCCGAGAUGCUGCCUGUGUUGCCUGUGGGAAUUUCAUCAAGUGUUUCCGUGAAGAAUCCAGAGGGACCAUGCCAGAGCUAUACCCAUUGUUCUUCAGCAACCUGGAGGACAACAUUCCGUCUGUGAGGCAGGGGGCUGCCCUUGCACUGGCUCAGGUGGUGCAGGCGUACGGUGAGGAGUCUAUGAGUGUGGUCCUCCCCAAGCUGAAGGCGGGGCUUGAGGGGGUGGAGCACCAGGCUGCAUGUGUGGAAAAGUACAGCGGACUCGACAAGGGGCCGGCAACGUACCGGGUGGUCAAGCGUCUCCGUGACAACGACAUGGAACUACACACGAAUCAACAGAUGUAUUCCUGUGGUUCCCUGGCACCGAAGAUGGGUCGGGGCUCCCGUGGAGGUGGCUGUAUGGAUCACAUGUUCCGGAAACCUCCAGAACCUUGGGAAAUGGCUGACGGAUGUGUCCACCUGUUGGCGGAGUUAUCUUCCCAGCAGCAGCAGCAGCAGAAGGUGGCGGAACUACUUCCUGUAAUGGCACAGGCAGUCAACAGACAUCACUACACUCAGCAUGUAGCAUUCCUAGAGGCCGUGUGUAAACAGAUUCCUAAUAUUGCCAAAGGUUUGGGUAAACGAGCCUUCAAGCCUCACCUGGAACAAUUUAUGGACUGUCUCUUCUACAGCUUAUCAUGUGACAACAUUUUGACGUCGACUGCGGCUAGUCAGUGCCUGUCUCAGCUCAGCGCAUUCCUGGGCCCAAGUAUCCUGCGUGGCAGAGUGGAGCAACACAAUCCAAGGUACUUGGAACAGUUGAAUCAAAUUGUAGGACCUCCAGUGAUAAUGUGAAGAUAUUUUAAACAAAUUUAUGAUCAAAGCUUCCACCAAAGAGCAAGAUAACACCUCCUUGUGAUACAGUCCACGCUUUUGUAUCAAACAUGCAUGUAAAACAUGUGCUGAUCUCAGACAUGCAUGUAAAAUAAUAUGUGAUUAAUUUGGGCAGAGAUCUCACACCAUAUAUGCUUAUGUCAAAUAGACAUCACACAAGAUGUGCUUAUUACAAUUAUAGAAAUCAUGAGCUCACCUCAAAAAAGAAAUCUACAAUAUCUGCCUUUCUCAAGCAGAUAUUGCAAUAUGUGCUUUUAUAACCAGAUAUCACUCAAACUGUUGUUGUCUGAAACACAUAAGCCACACAAUAUGUGCUUAUCUCAAACAAAUAUCACAAUAUGUGCUUAUCUCAAACAGAUAUCACAAUAUGUGCUUAUCUCAAACAGAUAUCACAAUAUGUGCUUAUCUCAAACAGAUAUCACAAUAUGUGUGCUUAACUGAAACACAAACAUCAGACAAAGCGUGGUUAACACAAGCACAGGCAUCACUCAAUAUGUUACCUCUUAUCUCCUCGGCUCACUUCUGAAACGAGUGAUGAGUCCAGUUCAGUGCUGGAGUGUCUGAGAUGAGUCCACCACUUUGAUCUUUGGCUAAUGAAGUUUGAUCAUUAAGAAGUCAGAUUAUUGAAGAAAUAUAUGUUCCAUCUGAACAUGAAGUUGUAUGAUGUAUAGUAUAUGGAUUUGUAUACAUAUCUAUCUAUUGUAAUGUUGGGAAAUACACAAUGUGAGAUGAUGCUAUUGUUGGAAGAUCUGUGUUUGGGGGUGUUAGUAGUUUCCUCAAGAGUGGAAAGAAUUUGCAAAUGGUGAAAUAAUGUUUCCAUGAUUUAUUGAAAAAGAAGUAUUUGUUGCUUGAUACAAUACUACUGAAUAUAAUAAUCAUAAAGUGAUUAUGUUAGCACUGGUGCUUUAUGUUCUGUUAUGUGUAUGCCCCUCACCAUCUGUGUCUAGAAUCCGAUCAAGCAAGGUAUGUGAAGCAAACACUCACGGGGGCACAGGUCACCUCACUGGUCCAACAGAUAGCUGUUGAGAAUUGUGUCCCUUAGUUGAGCUAACAAUCAAAGACUUCCCAGCUACAUUAAUCUGACUGCUGUGAUAUGAAUGAAUAUUGAAAUGGUGCCGAACCGAAAAGAGUGGCCCUUCACUGAUAAUCAUAUGGGGGAACUCACUCUGGAAGUAGUGAAUCAUGUUCUUGAGGUAUCCCAGCUUGGUGAAGAAGCGGAUGAUCCAGUACACUGUGACUUUCAGUGUAACUACCUACUCCAGUCUUGAUGCUGUUGAUGUGCAUUGCCACCUGUCGUAAUGUCAUAUGUAGUAUUGUUAUUGAUUAAAAUGUGUCCUUGUUGAAUCGUAAAGCUCAAAUAUUUUUGGUCAGUGUUCAUUGUUGUAACUCCCAGUAAUCAACACAACCACCUUGACAGUACUUUUAAGUAAUCAUACAAAAUAAAAGUUUAAAGACUUUUA
Haliotis rubra (blacklip abalone) is the source of this 3634-nucleotide messenger RNA. RefSeq lists its product as uncharacterized. Gene Ontology annotation, biological process: protein import into nucleus. The record is from RefSeq and is a predicted model, not a curated record. Gene Ontology annotation, molecular function: protein binding. Lineage: Eukaryota; Metazoa; Mollusca; Gastropoda; Lepetellida; Haliotidae.